AUGUCAUUGGCAAAAUUAUUGAAUAAUGAUGAUGAUGAUAACAACAUAAAUUUACCAAAUAUUAAUGUUAAUAAUACCAACACUAAUGACACUUCAUCAUCCAUUGUCACAAAUACACAUACCACCAACACUACAACAAAUCUGCAAAAGGAAAAAUUCCUCAACAAAUUAAACAACGAUUUUAAUCUAUUGAAUAAAAGAGAUAAUUUAGAACUCAAUUAUCAAGAUUGGAAAUUCUUAAAUUAUCAGGAAUUCGAACUACUAAACGAAUGGAACCAACAAUCAAAAGAAUGGAAUAAUUCAAUUAAAAAUUUCGAAUAUUUAUAUUCUCUAAUGAAAAAAUAUAAAUCAGAAUGGGAAAACUAUCUAACUCUAAAAUCAUCAGAUAAGUAUUUGAAGAAUGUCGUCAACGACUGUCUCAUUAAUAGCAACACUAACAACCUAAAAUCAAAGUCAAAACUGAAAACUGAUACAAAGACUAAGGCAAAAUCAAAAUCAAAAUCAAAACUGAAAUUGAAAUCAAAUUCAGAUGCAAAAGUAAAAUCAAAGUCAUCAAAUGCAAAGGCAAAGGCAAAGACAAAAUCAGUAUCUACACAACAAAAGAGAAAACGCACUACAAGUAUCAAAAACCUACUAGAAAAGGAAGAUUCUGCUUUAACCUCAUUAGACGAUAUGGAUGAAAUCGAUGAUGUUAAUGAAAUAUUAAAUAAUGACAAUAAUGAUGAAAUCACUCAAAAUUCAAAGGAUCUCUCAACCACCACUGCAACUGAAAAGAAAUUAAAUACUAAAACAUCUCCUUCAAAGAAACGUAAAGAUGAAGUACGUGUUGCUAUGAAAAAACCAAUGACUUCGACACCAAACGUUAAAACGGAAAACAAAUCUAAACAAAAAUCCAAUAAAAAGAAUAUUGAUGCCGACGAUAACACUUAUGAUGACAAUAACUUAAUAAAUGGGAAAGAUACAGAAGAACUGGAUGAUAUAGAGAAAGCUAAAGAUCUAGAAGAUAAUACAGAUAUAGAAAUUGAAGGAACUAAUGAAAAUGAAGAUGAAGAUGAAGAUGAAGAUGAAGACGAAGAUGAAGACGAAGAAGACGAGGAGGAAGGUGAAGAAGAAGAAGAAGAAGAAGAAGACGAAGAAGGAGUGAUAAAUAUGAUAGAAAAUGAAGAUGAUGAAGACUAUUUCGCACCAGGGAAAAAGUCAGGAAGACAAAAUGCAUCUAAAGUAGCUGGUGAACCAGCUGCUCCAGUUCCAAAAACUCCAACUACAAUUCACAGUGAUAGAGAAAGAAUAGUAAGGGAAUUGAUUAAAAUGUGCAAUAAAAAUAAGAACAAAAAAUCUAGGAAAAGGAGAUUCACAAAUUCUAUUGUUACAGAUUAUAACCCUGAAGAAAAUAAGCUAAUAGUGAAAGUUACUUUAAAACAAUACCAUGUAAGAAAAUUAAAAAAAUUAAUCAAUGAUGCAAAGAAGUUAAGAGAAGAAGAAGAGAUGAAAUUGAAAAAGAGUCUAAUGAAAGAAGCAGAAAAUGCAGAAGAAUUAGAAGGUCCUUCUUCUAAGAAGAAGAAGUUGAAUAGCGGAACCGCUCAAAAUGAAAAUGGGGGUGAACAAAAUUCAGAGUUCAUUCAAAAUACUCAUGACUUACCAACCUACGGUAUGCAAAUGACUUUGAAAGAAGCAAAGGCCAUCAAAAGACAUUAUGAUAAUACAUUCUUCACGAUUUUAAAAGAUUUGGCUCGUAAAGAUUCUGCUAAAAUGGCAAGAUUAGUACAACAAAUUCAAUCUAUAAGGGCAACUAAUUUCAAGAAAAAUUCAUCUGUCUGUGCAAGAGAAGCUAGAAAGUGGCAACAGAGAAACUUCAAGCAAGUUAAAGAUUUCCAAACUAGAGCAAGAAGAGGUAUUAGAGAAAUGUUGAAUUAUUGGAAGAAAAAUGAAAGAGAAGAAAGGGAUUUAAAGAAAAAGGCAGAAAAAGUUGCAAUGGAACAAGCAAGAAAAGAAGAAGAAGAUAGAGAAAAUGUAAGGCAAGCUAAAAAAUUGAAUUUCUUGUUAACACAAACAGAACUGUACUCACAUUUCAUUGGUAGUAAGAUUAAAACAAAUGAACUAGAAGGCAAUAUGAAGGAUGAUGAAUUUGAUGAAAAUGAAGAUAAUUUGAUGAAUAACAUCGAUCUUGAUAGUACAAGUUCAGUUAAAACAGAUUUUAAAACAAUUGAUUUUGAUAAUGAAGAUGAUGAUGAACUAAGAAGAAAAGCUGCUCAAAAUGCCUCAAACGUAUUACAAAAAUCUAGAGAAAAGACAAAGAAAUUUGAUAACGAUACCAGUAAUGGUGAGGAAUUGAAUUUCCAAAAUCCAACUUCUUUGGGUGAGGUUGUUAUUGAACAACCUUCGAUUUUAGCAUGUACACUAAAGGAAUACCAGUUAAAGGGUUUAAAUUGGUUAGCAAAUUUAUACGAUCAAGGUAUUAAUGGUAUCUUGGCAGAUGAAAUGGGUUUAGGUAAAACUGUCCAAUCCAUUUCUGUGCUGGCUCAUUUAGCAGAAAAGUAUAAUAUUUGGGGUCCAUUUUUGGUCGUUACUCCAGCUUCAACAUUACACAAUUGGGUAAAUGAAAUUUCUAAAUUUGUUCCACAAUUCAAAAUUUUGCCUUACUGGGGUAACUCGAAUGAUCGUAAAAUUCUAAGAAGAUUCUGGGAUAGAAAAAAUUUAAGAUAUAAUAAAGAUUCUCCAUUCCAUGUCAUGAUCACUUCUUAUCAGAUGGUUGUUUCAGAUACAAGUUAUUUACAAAAGAUGAAAUGGCAAUACAUGAUUUUAGAUGAAGCUCAAGCCAUUAAAUCGUCGCAAUCAUCUCGUUGGAGGAACUUAUUAAGUUUCCAUUGUCGUAAUAGAUUGCUAUUAACAGGUACUCCAAUUCAAAAUAACAUGCAAGAAUUGUGGGCCUUGUUACAUUUUAUUAUGCCUUCUUUGUUCGAUUCGCAUGAUGAAUUUAAUGACUGGUUUUCAAAAGAUAUUGAAUCACACGCAGAAGCCAAUACAAAGCUAAAUCAACAACAAUUACGUCGUUUACAUAUGAUCUUGAAACCCUUCAUGUUAAGACGUGUGAAGAAGAACGUUCAAUCAGAACUAGGUGAUAAGAUUGAAAUUGAUGUCAUGUGUGAUCUAACUCAAAGACAAGCUAAAUUGUAUCAAAUUUUGAAAUCUCAGAUGUCUACAAAUUACGAUGUAAUUGAAAAUGCAGCUGGUGACGAUGAUACAGGCUCGGACCAAAAUAUGAUCAAUGCAGUAAUGCAAUUUAGAAAGGUCUGUAAUCAUCCAGAUCUAUUUGAAAGAGCGGAUGUGGAUUCUCCAUUCUCUUUCUCCAUUUUUGGUAAAUCUAGUUCGUUAUCUAGGGAUAAUGAGCCUCUAGUUGAUAUAUUGUAUUCAACAAGAAAUCCAAUUACAUAUCACUUGCCAAGAUUAAUCUAUAAUGAUCUAAUCUUACCAAAUUAUGAGAAUGAUUUGGGCCUCAAGAAUAAAUUAUUAAAUUAUACAUUUAGUAUAUUUAAUAAUGAAAGUACAUGCAAAGAAAUCUCUCGGGUUACAGGGUUAACUUAUGGUGAAAUAAAGCGUGUUGUGCAUAGAGAUUUACUGAUGAAUGCUAUUCACUUGAAGGAGCCUUAUUCGAGACAAACAUUCCUGGAAAAAAUUUCAGUUAUCGAGGAUAAUGACAAAACAUUCUCUGAUAUGAAUUUCAAAUCAAAUUUAAAAUUAAUUGAAAGAUCUGCCAAACUUGAUGCAUUAAGCAGAGUAACUUCAACUGGUGUAUUAAAUUCAUUGUUAAACAUAAAGGAGCAAGUAUUUGAUAACGAAUACUAUAAUGCUAUCAGUCGUAGCUAUCAUCCAAAUGUAUCAUCAUCUCCCGUUUCAAUUCAAGUUUUAGGUAAUCGCCACUUUUCUAUUCAACAAGAAGAAGAAUUGUUCAAGCCUGUAAUCUCUAAAGCAUUAAGUGAGAUUCCAGCCUCAACUCAAUAUAAUAUGGCUGUGGAAAAGAAAAUACCAUUGCAUGAUUUCCCAGUGUCUGGAUUAUAUCCAUCACCAUUAAAUAAAAGUUUCUCUUCUUAUAUUUCAAUGCCAUCGAUGGACAGAUUCAUAACAGAAUCUGCUAAGUUAAAGAAAUUGGAUGAAUUAUUAGUUGAACUGAAAAAAGGUGAUCAUCGUGUUUUGAUUUAUUUCCAAAUGACAAAAAUGAUGGAUCUAAUGGAAGAAUAUUUGACAUAUCGUCAAUAUAGUCAUAUUCGUCUGGAUGGUUCUUCCAAGUUAGAAGAUCGUCGUGAUUUAGUUCAUGAUUGGCAGACAAGACCGGAUAUAUUCAUUUUCUUGUUAAGUACCAGAGCAGGUGGUUUAGGUAUUAAUUUAACAGCAGCUGAUACUGUUAUAUUUUAUGAUUCCGAUUGGAAUCCUACCAUUGAUUCACAAGCUAUGGAUAGAGCGCAUAGAUUGGGACAAACAAGACAAGUUACUGUUUACAGACUAUUGAUCCGUGGUACUAUUGAAGAAAGAAUGAGAGAUAGGGCAAAACAAAAGGAACAUGUUCAACAAGUUGUUAUGGAAGGUAAAACUUUGCAAAAGGAUGUGAAAACUAUAGAAUCAGGGGGUGAUGUUAAAGCGGCAGCAGCAGCAUCUACAGCACUUACCACCAAUUAA
This is a messenger RNA of Vanderwaltozyma polyspora DSM 70294, 4671 nucleotides long. RefSeq names its product chromatin-remodeling ATPase INO80 (gene INO80). The record is from RefSeq and is a predicted model, not a curated record. The transcript has a single exon. Gene Ontology annotation, cellular component: nucleus; Ino80 complex. Gene Ontology annotation, molecular function: DNA binding; histone binding; ATP-dependent chromatin remodeler activity. The coding region runs from base 1 to 4671 and encodes 1556 amino acids. Gene Ontology annotation, biological process: DNA repair; chromatin remodeling; DNA-templated transcription. Lineage: Eukaryota; Fungi; Ascomycota; Saccharomycetes; Saccharomycetales; Saccharomycetaceae.